CCCACACACAGAGAGAGAGAGAGACACAGAGAGAGCCAGAUGGGAGCACUGUUCAGAUAGAUUUCAUAACUGCCCGAAAGAAAAAAAGAGGAAACAACCCACAUUUGUUUAAAACUGAAACGGUUACAUUGACAAUCUGAAGCCGCAGACAAAUUAACAAAAUGGGUAACUCUCAGACUUCAGAGGCAAACAUCGACUUUGUGAUCCGGAAUAUAGAACGCUAGAGAUAACAGUGGUAAUUUUUUUGGUAGUCCAAUUGGGGGGAACUACAACAUUUUUUUUUCUGUGUUGGGCGGCGUCCCUUUGCAAUUUUAAAACAAUGAGUAUAAUUAUUUUACUCUGUUGCUUGAUCUUCUGUGUUACCAGAGGUACGGACCUUAACGUUAUUAAUGGCAAUUGUACAUAUAAUAACAGCAGAACAACAACGUUGAUAGAUCAGAGCGGGCGAAGGUAUCUCCAAAUAGGAGACGGGACGUCAGUUGAAUUUGAAUUUCCAGAGAAUACCAAGGGGGUCAUCGUGAUUUCCAGCCACUACGGGCAUAGGACAGAGGGAGAGAACAGGAAGCAGACGGUGAAUGUAAAAUCCCUGGACACAGCUGUUUUGGCCAUUUUAAACGUAAGUGACAGCGGGAAUUUAGGACCGGAGAAAAGUUACGUUGUCAGUAUUAUAUCUGGUCUGACGGGGACGGCCCCCCUGUUAAUCCAGCUUUUGGAUUUGGACAAGGAUGCGAAUCUAGUGCUUUUAGAAGAGAGGAACGAUUAUGUUAUCAAAGUAUCGCCGAAUGAUGACGCUGUGUUGCGGAAUCCGGGUGGGCUGUCCCAUUUCUCUGAAAACCCUGUGCUUUUCGCUCUCUUGCCUUUGAUAUUCAUCAACAAAUGUGCUUUUGGAUGUAAAGUGGAAAUUGACGUUCUACGGGGUUUGUUGAAACAGCCGCACCCAGUAUUGAUGGGGAUAGUGGGGCAGUUUGUGGUCAUGCCUUUGUACGCUUAUGCCUUGUCCAGGAUUGCCUCUCUUCCUAAAGCCCUGUCUCUUGGACUGAUCAUUACCUGUUCGGCGCCGGGAGGUGGUGGCGGUUACCUGUACAGCCUCCUCCUGGGCGGCGAUGUGACCCUAGCCAUAUCCAUGACCCUCAUCUCCACUGUAGUCGCCACUGGCAUGAUGCCGCUGACCUCCACCAUCUACGGCCGCCUCCUCGAUGUACACGAGACCCUUCAUGUGCCAUUUGUGAAAAUCCUUGUCACCCUGCUGUUCAUUGCUGUGCCUAUUUCUACUGGGAUGUUCAUAAAGUACAAGUUCCCCAGCGUCUCCCGGGUUCUGCUUACCCUCAUCCGGCCAUUCAGCUUCAUUCUUAUCGUCGGAGGUAUUUUCAUGGCGUAUCAAAUGGGAGCUUCUAUACUUGCCAAUGUCAAACCGCAGAUAAUAGUGGUCGGGGUCACGGUGCCACUUUUUGGGCUGUUCUUGGGCUACCUCAUGGCAGCUGCUUUGAGACUGACAGUGCCUCAUCGCAAGACAGUCAGCAUUGAGAUUGGGGUUCAGAACAGCCUCCUGGCCCUCGCCGUCAUGCAGCUGUCUUUCCGUCGCGUGGAGGCAGACUUUGCAUCGCAAGCGCCCUUUAUCGUGGCUCUCAGCAGCACCUCAGAAAUGCUCCUUAUUGUGAUCAUUAACGUCAUCUACAAAAAACUCAGACCGACCACCCAGACAGAAGUGUGAUUAUACGAUUUCUUUGUUUAUAUACACCAAAAAGUCUUGAGACCAAAAGCCUUUUUUUAUUUUUCAUUUCACGCUGUGCACUAUUGUAUGAAAGUUAAAAUAUUUUUAUA
Acipenser ruthenus (sterlet) is the source of this 1821-nucleotide messenger RNA. Its product is annotated as P3 protein-like. Gene Ontology annotation, cellular component: membrane. The record is from RefSeq and is a predicted model, not a curated record. The transcript has a single exon. Gene Ontology annotation, molecular function: bile acid:sodium symporter activity. Gene Ontology annotation, biological process: bile acid and bile salt transport. Lineage: Eukaryota; Metazoa; Chordata; Actinopteri; Acipenseriformes; Acipenseridae. The coding region runs from base 320 to 1711 and encodes 463 amino acids.